Messenger RNA from Thamnophis elegans (Western terrestrial garter snake), 3959 nucleotides. It is a transcript of the gene POLD3, whose product is annotated as DNA polymerase delta 3, accessory subunit. Lineage: Eukaryota; Metazoa; Chordata; Lepidosauria; Squamata; Natricidae. Gene Ontology annotation, molecular function: DNA-directed DNA polymerase activity. The coding region runs from base 76 to 1524 and encodes 482 amino acids. Gene Ontology annotation, cellular component: delta DNA polymerase complex; nucleus. Gene Ontology annotation, biological process: nucleotide-excision repair, DNA gap filling; DNA replication; DNA strand elongation involved in DNA replication. The transcript has 12 exons. The record is from RefSeq and is a predicted model, not a curated record.
GCUUCGCCGGAACUGGCUACGCUCGGCCGCCGUAGCGAGCGCGCGCCAAAGGAGCGACCGCGGCCUGGCGUUGCCAUGGCGGCGGUGGAGGGUCGCGGAGGGGAAGGGCCGCUGUGGGGCUCUCGGGGCCCCGGUCGCCCCGCCAUGGAGGACGAGCUUUACCUGGAGAACAUCGACGAGUUCGUCACGGACCAGAACCGAGUCGUAACAUAUAAAUGGCUGAGCUUCACCUUAGGAGUUCAUGUGAAUCAAGCAAAGCAGAUGUUAUAUGACUACGUAGAAAGGAAACGGAAGGAGAAUGUGGGAGCCCAGUUGCAUGUCACCUAUUUGCUGGCAGGGAACCUGGUUCAGAGCGGGCACACCUACCAUAAGGUUGCAGUAGUGAGAGAAGAUAAAUUAGAAGCCUUGAAGUCCAAAUUCUCCACAGUGGCCAGCGUGCACGUCUACAGCGUCCAGAAAGCCCAGCUCAGGGACAGCAGCCCCCUCUUCAACACCGACUACGACAUCCUCAAGGCGAAUCUCGAGAACUGCGGCAAAUUUAGCGCCAUUUGCUGUCCUGCUGCCGUCAUCAGGUCUGUCGCUGAAGGCCCCCAGGCUGAGACCCCCGCCCAACUGCCCCCCCAGCCUCCACCUGCCACAAGUGCACUCCUCGCUCCCGCGCUCAAUGGCCAUGCUCCAGGCGCGUCUUCCAAGCAGCCCGCCCAGCCGAUGAAAGGCAUUAUGGGAAUGUUUGCGGCCAAAGCAACCUCCAAAACGAAGAACACCAACAAGGAAGCUAAACCGGAGACCAAAGAGACGCCCAGUGCUUCGGUGACCAACAGCAAAGCCGCAGCGAAAGGAAAUAUGCUGAACAACUUCUUUGGCAAGGCAGCUGUUAGCAAAGAAGACAAAGCCAGCGCUGAACCCGAACAACAGAAGGAAGAGCGAUCCGCUGCCAAGCCCCCCGUUUCUUCCACAGACCCGAAGCCUCCUCUUAGUCCUGCUGGCCAUGAGAAGGCCAGCAAGGAGGUCGAGCCAGCCAGAGGGCAGCAGAGGGAUAAGAAAAGAGCAAAGCGGGCGGACGCAUCUGAUGAGGAGGAGAAAGGAAGCAGGCGCCUAAAGAAGAAAAGGCGUCGGAUCAAACCGCUUCAGUCGGACAGCAGCGGUGGUGAGGAAGACUCUUCCUCCCUGGCAACGUCGGAAGACACCCCUCCUGUGCCAGCUCAGAAGCCUCGGACUCAGCCGGCACCUAAACCCCCGGAGGCUUCCGUGGGAGUGAAGAGACGCAAGCGGAAACGGGUCUUGAAAUCCAGAACUUUUGUGGACGACGAAGGCUGCAUCGUGACGGAAAAAGCCUACGAGAGUCAAUCUUGCACGGAGAGCGAAGAGGACGUCCGCACGAAGCCCGCCGCAGCUCACAAGGCCCCUGUUGGCCCCCCGAAAAAAGACCCCAAGGAGGAGAAGAGAGGCACCAAGAAAGGAGGGCUGGCCCCUGGCAAGGCCAAUAAGCAGGCCUCCAUCAUGGGCUUCUUCCAAAAGAAAUGACCCUCCGAGGAUUUGCAGGAUUUGAGCGAACCUCUCAUCUCGGAGGUGUGGGAUUUGCUCUGUAGCUGAGGUCUCGGGAUCCAGGCGGUGGGACUUGGGAAGCUUCUGAUCCUGAAAUUAGGUGGGACGCUGGGCGCUGGACGACUUGCACGGGGCAGCCAGGCGCUUAGGAGUUUUCAACCGAAGAGCGUACGCAUUCCUCGAUUUCUUUUAAAGCUUUUAGAGGCUGGUCCUCCACAAAUAGAGGUACUCCACAUCUUGUGCUCAGAAAUUGAACAGGUCUCCCUCCUUCUCAGGGGCGGAUUUGCAAUCCCUUCCUGGAAACAGGGAGGUGGGGCUAUCUUCUCUCUUGGGAGGGGGGUCCUCUUUGGGGCCAUGUUGCCCCCUCGUUGGCAAGAGGUCCGUGGGGUCUCCAGCCUGAAGAAGCCAGCAGAGAUGCCUCCAAGAAGAUCCAGGCGAUUUCCCUUUCAUGAAGCCCCAUAGAAGGCCUCAUGAUCCCGCAGGACUUGUUUCCAAGAAGACCCCCACCCACCCCCAACGAAAUCUCAUCCGCUAGGACUGGCAGCUGGAAACAUCUGGGCCCGCCCUCUUCAAGGGUCUCCACCGCCUAGCCCAGCAAGACCCCUCUGUUCUCCAGGAACAAUGGCCAAGUGGAGAUUGUUGAAGGACACUUUGGUCUUCUAAGAAGGCCGCGUACUGACUACUGAUUCCUUCAACGGAACCCUCCGUAUUCCUCAGAUCUUGCUUUGGAUCCAGGAAAGAUUUGACCCCAGCCUCAGAAAGAUCCCCCAGCAUGGGAAUCAGCCACGGCUGGCUUCCUUUAAGCCCCCUACUCGGAUUGGUCAUUGCAAAUUCUUCAUAAUGAGAAACCUUUCAGGAUUGGCCAGGAGCGCCGUUGGGGUAGAAGAUGCUAACUACGAAUACCUUCCCAACAUGGUUACACAAACCAGUGGCCAUGGUUUGGCCCCUCUCCAAAUAAUGUGCCUUUGGCUUGGACCCUCUUUGGGGCGUGGGGGGGGGGGGAUGUACAGCAGCCCCUCCCACAAACUGGGAUGAAGAGAUGCGUGAAAAAUUGGCGGUCUUUUGCUAUUUUGGGGCAGGGUCUGCUUAAGAAAUUGUUAUCGAAGGAAAACACUUCUGGAUUGAAAGGCCCGACUCCAAAGAAAUGAAAGAUCUACAGAGGCCUCGCGUGUAGGUACAACAGCCAGUCCUACUCUGGACAUUGUCAGCUGCUUGUGACAAAAAUCACAACUGCCUCUCGGAUUACCAUUUUUCGGCCCUCUGGCGUGUCUCUUCCUUUCCAACUUCUCCGAGUUUUCCCAUAAGUGGGUAGUGUUAUUUUCCCAGGUUUUUCCACGGGAAAAUUAUCUCAAUAGGGGAGAGGAAAAGGAGCGGGAAUUCGGGUCAGAUGUUCCCAGGCUCCUACACCAGGCAAGUGUUGUACAAACACACACACACACACACCCCAGAUGGGCACAGUUCUAGCGGUCACUGGGGUGAUUUUUGCAGCCAAAUAACGGUAGUUGAGUUACAGGCCCUUGAUGGCGAACCUGACCCAUGUGCCAGAGGAGGCACGGAGAGCCCUCUCUGCGGGCACAUGCGCUGUCGCCAGCUGCUCUUUUGGUUUCCAGCACGCACAUGCUUUGCCUUCGUGGGUUAGGGUUCGGGCUGUUUUCAGGACAUUUUUGGCCCAAAGAAACAGCCUGAAAAAUGCCCCCAAAACGGGCCAUUUUCAGGCUGUUUUUCACAUCAAAAAUGGCCCCAAAACAGCCAAAAACAGGCUGUUUUGGGGACCCUUUUCAGGGUACGAAAAUACCCUGAAAAUGGGCCAGAAACCAGCUUGUAAAUGGCCCCCCAAACAGGCUAUUUUGGGGGGGGCAUUUUCAGGCUGUUUUUCAUGCAGUUUUCUGGCCAUUUUUUUGGGCCAAAUGCGGCUGAAAAAUGGCCAAAAAACAGGCAUGAGCCAGCUGGUCAGCUGGCCUUCAGGUUUCCAGUGUUCUGGUGCAUGCUCACGCACAUCUGUUCCAGUUUGGGCACUCGGGGGGGGGGGGUGGUGAAAAGGUUGGCUGCCAUUGUUACCGGCUACCCUGCAAAAGGUGCUUUCCGGAAAGAGAUUCCCCCAAAUAAACUUUCCUCUUAAACUUCCUGAUGGCUUUCUUAGAAUGAAUUGUCUAUUUGGUCGACUGGAAGGCCGACGGAGAAAACUUUCGCCCUUUCAACUAAAAUGUAUUUUUUUUUUCACAGUGGCCUGAGAAAGCUCCAUUCCAGCUUUGCUUCUAACGAUCAAGUUUUAUCCCUUGCUGUAAAAAAACCCAGAAAUUAUCCCAAAUCUAUUCAGAUGGCAAGGAAUGUCUCUUGUCCUGGUUCGAUCAGCUUCCGGGUCAGUGUUUCCCAACCUUGGCAGGUUUUAAGAGGGGUGGCCUUCAACUCCCAGA